AUGGAAUCGCAGUCACGCCAGCCAUUGGUGCACUCGCCAUACCUACAGUCUCUCCUGGCAGGCGCAGUAGCAGGCACGACAGUUGACACCUCAUUAUACCCCCUUGACACUCUCAAGACACGUCUUCAAUCAUCCACCGGCUUCUGGGCAUCUGGCGGCUUCCGCGGCGUAUACAAUGGCAUCGGCUCGGCGAUAGUAGGCUCAGCGCCCGGCGCAGCGCUCUUCUUCGUCACCUACGAUGGCGUGAAGCGAUACUAUGCCUCCGGCAAGCGGAGUGCAGCAGGAGAGGCUGGUGUGCACAUGCUGGCAGCAAGUUUGGGCGAGGUCGCAGCAUGUGCGGUCAGAGUGCCGACAGAAGUCAUCAAGCAGAGAGCGCAAGCACGUCAGCAUCCGUCUUCGCUGUCGGCUUUGACGCAUAUACUGGGCCAGAGGAAGACGCAUGGAUUCGGUUAUAUGUGGAAGGAGCUGUAUAGAGGCUGGAGCAUCACCGUGAUGCGCGAGGUGCCGUUCACCGUCAUACAAUUCCCGCUCUGGGAGGGUUUGAAGAAAUGGUCUUUGCGGCAGCGACAGGGGAGCAAACCCGCGGACGUUUCUGGAUUGGAGAGUGCUGCUUUCGGCGCGGUGUCGGGCGCCAUUGCUGCUGGACUGACUACGCCGCUGGAUGUGCUGAAGACGAGGAUGAUGCUUGCCACCCAGCGGGAGACAGCGGUGGGCUUGACGAGGAGGAUUUGGGCGGAAGAGGGAGGCAGAGUGUUUUUCAGUGGGAUUGGCCCAAGGACGAUGUGGAUCAGUAUUGGAGGCGGGGUGUUCUUAGGUGCCUACACAUGGGCGAGUAAUAUAUUAUGCGGUGUAUGA
Messenger RNA from Saxophila tyrrhenica, 855 nucleotides. RefSeq names its product S-adenosylmethionine transporter (gene PET8). Gene Ontology annotation, cellular component: mitochondrial inner membrane. Bases 1 to 855 code for a protein of 284 amino acids. The transcript is spliced from 2 exons. Gene Ontology annotation, biological process: transmembrane transport. Lineage: Eukaryota; Fungi; Ascomycota; Dothideomycetes; Mycosphaerellales; Extremaceae. Gene Ontology annotation, molecular function: S-adenosyl-L-methionine transmembrane transporter activity. The record is from RefSeq and is a predicted model, not a curated record.